AUGAAGUUAAGGAAUAUUAAAAAAAAUGACAAAAGAAAUGAAAAAUGUAUUAAAGUAAAAAACAAAAAAAUAGGAAAUAAAUGCACACAAAAUGAAAAAGAUGAAAGAGAAAAAAAAAAAAAUAGUAAAAUAAUACAUAUUGAAUAUUUAGAGGACAGAAAUGAAAAUAAAAAUAAAAUAUUAAAUAAAACAAAUACCAAAACAAUUACCAAAACAAAUAGCAAAACAAAUGACAAAACAAAAUUUCACAAAAAAGUACGAUUUACAAAAAUAUGUUCUAAUAUCAACCAAAAUAAACCGAUAAAUAAUAAUAACAACAAUAAUAAUAAAAAAGGAACCGUAUUAGUAAAUGUCAAAGAAAAAAUAAAUAUAUUGAAUAAUAAAGAAAUAUUGAAGCCACAAAAAAACAACACAAAUAGUAAGUUAGUAAGCAAAAAUACCAAGCAUAUAAAUUCUGAAGAUACUAAUAAAAAUGGUGCUAUUUUAGCUAGCAAAAAUAAUAACAAUAAUAAUAAAAACCACAACAUUGUUAACAGAAGUAACAAAUAUGUUGGUACAUUAAAAAAUAACAAUUUGAAUAGGUCGAAAAAUGAAAAGAUGAAGAAAAAGAAUUGGAAAAAAAGUAAAAAAAAAAAUAUAUAUUUAAGUGAAAAUGAAUUAAAUUUGAAUGUGAAAAAAAAAAAAAAAAACGUUGAAAGGAAUAGAAGGACAGUUAAAAAAUCCUACAAAACGGAUGAGAAUGAUUCUCAUACUUUAUGUAGCAAAAAAGAAAUAAUGAACACACAUAAAAAAGAUAUGUCUCGAAUAAAAAAAAAAAUGCAAUAUAAUAAAAUAAAUGAAACAGAAAAUGGGAAAACAACUGUGGUAGAAAAUGAAGAAAUAUUAGGAACAUAUCAAGAAAUGAAUAAUAAGAAAACCAUACAAUAUUGGGACGAAGAUUUCCUUUUUAAAUCAGAUUAUUUUUUUGAAAAAAAAUUAAAUAAAACAAAAGGAAUGUGCACAAAUAAUAUUGGUAACAAUGCUAUGUAUUAUUAUGGUAAACAUUCAUUUAGAAGCAAAAAAAAAAUGAUGCUAGUGAUGAAAAAAUUAAAAAAUAAUAAAAUAAAAAGAUCAAUAAAUGAUUUUAUAAAAAAUAAUAGUAUAAAUAAUAAUAAUAUUGCAACUAAUAACAAAUGUAAUAUUUACAGUUUUGGUAAAGGAAAUUAUCUUUACUCAUUAGAAAGAAUAAAUUAUAAUAAUGAAAAAUCAAGUGUAGAUAAUAAAAUAAAACUAAAUUUUGUUGAUGAAAUAAUAAAUAUAAAAAAACAAAAAUUUAUAAUUGGAUCAUCAAAUAGAAAAUGUGAUUUAGUUUUAAAAGGGGAUAUAGAAACAGAACAAUGUGAAUUAAUAUGUAAAUGUGUGCAAAAAAAUAUUAAUCAUACAACCGAUAAAAAUAGACAAAUAAAUAAAUAUAAUUUAUUUAUUGUAAAUAAGUCAACAAAUAAUAGUACUAUACUGAAUGAUGUGAUUGUUGAUGUUGAUCAAGUAAAAGAUGAAGAUAGUAUAUUUUUAGGUAUAAAUGAAAUUGGUAAAAAAAAUAAUAGCAAAUAUGUUUAUAAAAUUAAAUAUAAUAAACUAGCUAAUAUUUUUAAUAUAAAUAAUGGAAACAAUUAUACAAAAGAUAACAUUAACACCUCGAUGGUAAAUAAAUCUAAAAAACGAAAAGGCAGUAAAAUAGUGUCUAACAAUUUUUCUUUAAAUAAUAUGAUAGAAGAAGAUGAAUCAAAAAUAUGUAUACUCAUAUUUCUUAUAAUAAAUAAGAAUAGUACUACUGAAAAUGGUGGCCUUUUUAUGCCAAAUAAUAAUAAUGGUAAUAAUAAUAAUGGUAAUAGUAAUAAUGGUAAUAGUAAUUAUUAUGGAAUAAAUUCGAUAAAUAUAUGGAACGAACCUAUAUAUACAUUGAAUAAUUUAUGUAAUAUUACGAAUUUAAAUAUUACUCCUAAAAAGAGUUUAGACGUUUUAGGAUAUGGUAAUAAUAUAUCAACAAACAAUAUAAAUAAUUCUAUAAAACAUAAUAAUAAUAAUAAUAAUACACCUGGUAAUUUAAGUUCUGCUGCUAAUUUCAAUUUGUAUAAUAACAAGGGAUCUACUUCUAUUAAUAAAAUGAUAGAAGAAGAUUCACCUAAUACCCAAUUUAAUGAAAGUAUUAAAAAAAUAAAUAAAAUAUGUCAAAGCCGAAUUUCUCCAUUAUGUAUAAAAGAUUCAAUAAAAAAAGACGAAAAAAUAAAAGGAUUAUCAAGAACAAGAAAUAAUUCUAAAGAACUUCCUGUAACAUUAUUAAAUGCAUGUGCUGAGUUGUGUAAAGAAAUAAAUAAAAAUACAACUAAUGAAAAUAAUAAUGUUAAUCAAAAUAAUUCUAUUACAAAAAAUUCUUCACUUUUUAAUAAUCCGAGUCCGUUAAAAAUAGAAACUUAUCUUGUUAAUAAUGAAAAUAAAUCAGCCCCAAAAAAUAUAAGCAAUAUGCAUAAUAAUGCCCCAAUUAGUUCAGAUUCUGUUAAAAUUCAUAAAAAUGAUUCAAUUUUUAAUCAAGAUCCAUAUCAGAUAAAAAAUAAUGCAUCUACAGAAAAUCAAUUUAAAAAUUUAUCUGUAGAAAAGGAGCCAGAUAUUAAUGAAAACAAUGAAACUUCUUCUGUGACACUAAAUAAAGAACCCGGUUCUGAAUUAGAAGGAGAAACGAAAAAUGUAAGAAAAUCUUUUUUAAAACAAAUUUUCAGUAGAUCAUUCUCCCCAUUUAAGUAUAUAUCUGAAGGGGGAGAGAAACAAACGAAAAUUGUUACGAAUGGAAAUGGUUACAAUAAAGACAAUAACAAUAAUAAUAACAAUAACAAUAAUAAUAGCAAUAAUAAUAGCAAUAAUAAUAAGAAAUGGGAUAGUGAGCAAAUAGGAGAAAUUGUAAACCUUAGAGAAGAAUUAAAUAUAACUCCUCAAAAAGAUAAGAUAUUUUAUGAGGAAAAUAACGAAGCUUCAUUAAAUGAAUGUAAAGAACAUAAUAUAAUAAAAAAUAACACUAACAUAAAUGAAAAUAACCAAAAUAGUGUUAUCGAAAAUGAUCAAAAUAAUGUUAUCGAAAAUGAUCAAGGAUAUAAUAAAAUUGCAAGUAGUACAGAAAAAGGAGUAUAUUCUCUAUUAUAUUCAAAAAAUAGUGAAAACAAAUCAUAUAAAGAUUGUGUAUUGUGCCUAAAAAAUGAUGAAGAAAAAGAGACAUACUUAAAAAUAAUAGGUGAAAUUAAAGUAAAAAGAAAUGCUACAUUUUCAGAAAUUAAACAAGAGAUAGAUUCUAAAUUAAUGGACAAAUCUACUGGAUUCGCGAUAUUAAAUAGUGUUAACUAUUCAAUUCAUUUAAAUGCAUUUUCAGAAAAAAUAAAUGAAACGAAAUUUAAUGAAUUGUCUGCAUUACAUUUAGAUUAUAUUGACAACACAAAUUUUUCAGACAUAGAUACUUUAGAAUCAUUUGAACUUAAGAAAAUGAUAUUUAUAAAAUAUGAAGAAUAA
Messenger RNA from Plasmodium yoelii, 3531 nucleotides. RefSeq names its product conserved Plasmodium protein, unknown function. Lineage: Eukaryota; Apicomplexa; Aconoidasida; Haemosporida; Plasmodiidae. The record is from RefSeq and is a predicted model, not a curated record. The transcript has a single exon. The coding region runs from base 1 to 3531 and encodes 1176 amino acids.